Messenger RNA from Thunnus maccoyii (southern bluefin tuna), 3613 nucleotides. RefSeq names its product RNA polymerase II subunit M (gene polr2m). Gene Ontology annotation, cellular component: intracellular anatomical structure; nucleus. Lineage: Eukaryota; Metazoa; Chordata; Actinopteri; Scombriformes; Scombridae. Gene Ontology annotation, biological process: transcription elongation by RNA polymerase II; intracellular signal transduction. Gene Ontology annotation, molecular function: transcription elongation factor activity. The record is from RefSeq and is a predicted model, not a curated record. The transcript is spliced from 19 exons. The coding region runs from base 35 to 3040 and encodes 1001 amino acids.
GGAAGAGAGCCGAGGAGUGGACAGAAGAGGAGACAUGCUUCGCUACGGUUCAGGACGAACUGUUUCCACCACCACAACAGAGGACUCUCCAGAGUCUUCAAGUGAGAGAGGGAUCAGACGCCUCAGGUUAACUCUCCAUGCAGGAAAUAAUGGAAACAAGGAGCCCAAAACUGCAGACACAACUGAGGAAGAAAAAGAUGCGAAAAAAAUAUGGAAGAAGAAGAAUGGGCUGAUCCAAAGAGAGAGGCCAGCUGGCAGGGAGUCACCUCAGCAGCACCUAGGAGACAUGACCAAUGGGGUGCCAGAGACCUCGCUGCAGCAUCAUGGGCCCAAAGUGUAUGGCAUAGUGCAGAGGACGGGCUCGGACAGACAGCAGGAAGUGAUGGCACGAGAGUGGACGGUCAAUCACCUUCACGAUGAGAUGAGGUACAUCAGGGAGGUGAGAGAUUCUCUGGAGAAGGUGAGAGAGCGGAUGUACGGGCAGUUUGGAGGGAUGCAGCAAUCAAUGCAGAAGCUUUCACAGGAAAUCAGGGCUGCCAACUCACAUCGGAGGAGCCUUGAGUCAGAGGUGAAGAUCAGGACGUCAGCCAUGGAGAGCUUUGAUCAGAUGAACAGCUCCCUUAUAUCCGCUAACAUCGGCCUGCAGAAAUCCCUUCUGGAGAACUGUCAGAACAGAGUGGACAUGAGGGAGGAGGUAAAGAGUUUGCGCAGCACCUGUGAGAAAACACAAGAGAAACUCAGAGACAGGGAGAGGGAGCUGGCCGCUGCGCAGGCUGAAAACCAGACUUUGAGACUCCAGGUGGAGUCUUCACGGGAGGCCAACAGUCAGGCUCUGCAGGAGCUCUCGAUGACGCUACAGAGGGAGUAUGAGGAAAAGCUGCUGGAGGAACAACGGAAACACAGGGAAGAAAUUGAGAACCUACAGGCCCAACUGGAUGAGUACAUCAGGCGACUGGAAGAAGCAGAGAGGAAUAUCAGGACCGCAGAGGCCAAGAUUUCUGAGAGAGAUCAGAGGAUCGGUGAACUUGAGCGUCUACUGGAAUGUAUGGGGAAGGAGAAGACUCAACUUCAAAGGAAACUGCAAGAAUGUGAACAGCGUCUCCGUUUGAUGGAGCUGACAGACACGACUGAUUCAACUGUAGCCAAAAGGUCCAAAGAGCUGCAAGGUGAAGCUGUGGAUCUCCGUGAGAGAAUCAAGCACUUGAACGAUAUGGUGUUCUGCCAGCAAAGGAAAGUCAAAGGAAUGAUUGAGGAGGUUGAAACACUUCGGGCUCAAGUUGCUCAGAAGGAUAUGUUCAUCUCGGAGCUUCUGGACAGAAUUGCGAUAGUGGAGUGUGAGAAUAAUGAAUUAGAAGACAAGCUGAAGUAUUUUAUGUCUACACAGAGUAAUAGGCCACAAGAGGUUUUGGAAACCAGGGAGAUAGGAGUAGGCUGCGAUCUACUCCACAGAGGUGAAGCAAAAAGGCAUGAUGUUGAACCUCCUGUUCAGUGUGAAUCAUCUCAUCUCCAUCCCAUACAACACCCACCACCUGUGCAACCUUCAUCACCCUUUCAACCUUCACCACCCACACAACUUUCACCCCCCACAUCUCCCAUUCAACAUCCAUCCCUCUACCUAACCUUGCCAACACAGCCAAGGACGUUCAAGCCUACAAAUCCUCCACCCAGCAGGCUGGAGUCCAGUUUACUUCGAUACACUCCUCUUGAGUACAGCCGCUACCUGCAGUCCAGCCCCUCAGUACCGAGUGGAUCGUUCUCCUACAACCAUCUGUCUGAAUCUGAACCUCCUGUGAGCAGCAGACACGAGGUUGAUGCUGGAACAAACACAGAUUUACGCUCAACUCCAGAAGAAUCCUCUCCACCCCUGUCCUCUUCUCAAGCAAGGUCAAGACCACCUCAAAUUUAUACACCGUUCAUGAAACUGAUGGAACUAACGGCAAAGAUGAAUAUAGAUGUGUUAAAGCUAACAGUGAUGUCCUCGUCGUGGACAGAGCGCCAGGGACAGGUGGGGGAUCUGAGAAACCACAGCAGAGAAGAGCUCCAAGAACUGCUCCUCCGACAGGACAAGAUUCUCUCCAACAAGAGAUUAUUACAGACUCUUCCUGACAAAGGGAAAAAGAUACGAGAAUUUGCGGAGAGGGUUCGCCUUGCCAUUGAACAUCACGAUGAAGAAGAGAGGAAACAGCGCUUGGUGUCUGCUGCCAGGGCAGAGCUACAGUCCAAGUACCAGCAGGCUUUCACUAUGCAACAACGUGCCAUCCAGAAUGCUCCAGUGGCCGGGCAAAGUGAGGCUGCUGCAGACAACACAGUACAGGAGAAGGACCCCUCACCUGUCUCAAUUCAUGUGCAGGAAAACCACACUUUGGACAAGCGACAGCAGCAGUUUGUCUCCCAAGCAGCUGCUGUUGAAACCAUGGAAACGGCUGCUGCUGGGGCCUCUCUGAACUGGGAUGGGACAAAAGAGAGUGACCUUGUGGAGGCCUUGGAAAGGGUCAGACUGUCUGAAACGGCUAGUACUGGUUUCAGUAGCAAGACCAAAGACCCAUUAAAAAGCACUGCAAAAGACAAUGACUCUCUGAGAAAACAGAUACCAAAAAAGCCUCACUAUGUAACUAUUGUGGAAAAAACAGAGAAGACUUCAGCCCCGGGGAAGCAAAAAUUCAAACCAAAUCAGCUGCCUCACAGAAGUGACAACCCUCCAUCAGGAUCCUCGUCACCCAGUGAGUCUUCUGAAGGCUCAUCACUGCUCUCAGCACAGGCCAGGAGGGAGCGGGACAAAAAGCACCUGGAUGACAUCACUGCCGCAAAACUCCCUCCUCUCCACCAUAACCCAGCUCAGCUUCUGUCUCUGCAAGAGUCGGCCAUGCUUAUGAAAGAGCAGACAAAGAAACAGCAGGAGUUGCAGGCCAAGCUGGCAGCCCAGAAACUGUCUGAGGGAUUGAAGAUCUCUAUGGGGAGCUACACUCCUGAAGGUGGCCCCAUGGCUGCCUACAGAGAGGUUCAUGAUGAUGGAGCCCAGCUCUCCUCAGAGGAAGACUGAUCCUGGAAGGCCAGAGCUGGGGAAACCAGUGUGACCUUGGCCCCUCGUGGAAACAGGCUUUAGACCUCGCAAUCCAGGGCCCAUCAAACAGGAUUUUCACUCCAAGGACAGGAAUUCUUAAGAGAGGAAAAGGUCUUUGCCUGGUGAGAAGGCGUAGUUGGUAUCCCAGACUCAGCUCAGGGAAUUGAAUGGCAGGUUGAAAAACUAUCUUUCUUAAAUGUCAGUCAGUUUGUAUGGGGUUCAGUUGUUUCCUGCAUGGUCACUACCUGCAGCUGAGUAAGACUCUUAGAUGCUAAAUUUGAAAUAUGCAUCAUGAGGGAAAUUUUCCUUAUCAGUAUACUGAAACUGAUGAUGUGGCUUUCUGAGCCUGAGAGUAUUGUAUGUGGAAAUUCCUAUUUUAGUGUGUUAAUAAUUAUAUGCACUUAAAGCUUAUCAGCUGGUGGAUCAGACUGUUUUGGCACAAUGGCAGCUGUUAACAGCUUUGUUUGGAGAAUAGACAUGCAAUGAGCCUGCAGACAUUUAAAUAUCACAGAAUGUGUAACAGAACUGAAUAAAUACAUCUGAUUUCUCAAA